UAUUCAUUGAAAGGUGUCAAGGGCUGUCAGUCGGCCAUUUCUGAAUAGAAAGACGGCUCGUGUGUGUUUCUUGGAUAGUAUUAUUUUCUGGAUUUUGCAGCAAUAGCUAUAAAGUUGUAUAAUAAAUGUUGCACGAUCAUUUAGCUCGUUCAGAGGACUAGUUGUAGAGCCAAAAUGACUCAGUUUCUACCGCCAAAUCUUUUGGCAUUGUUUGCUCCUCGGGAUCCUAUAGCAUAUUUGCCUCCAGUUACAAAGUUGCCCCAUGAGAAGAAAAACCGAGGAUACUUAGGCCUAGGCGCAUUUCUCGGAGGAUUUGAGGAUCCUAAAGAUACUCCUCCGCCGACGAAGGUUGAGACUAGAGAUGAACGACUUGAGCGUAGGCGACGAGAAAGAGCUGAGCAAGUGGCAUACAAAUUAGAGCAGCAGAUUGCCGUAUGGGACCCAACUACGGCUGGCAACAUAACAGGAGAUCCCUUUAAAACUCUGUUUGUUGCAAGAAUUAAUUACGACACUUCUGAAUCAAAACUGCGGAGGGAGUUUGAGGUUUAUGGACCAAUUAAGAAAAUUAUUCUGAUCCACAACAGCGCGAAUGGGAAACCAAGGGGGUAUGCUUUUAUUGAGUAUGAACAUGAACGAGAUAUGCAUUCUGCCUACAAACACGCCGACGGUAAGAAAAUCGACGGAAAACGAGUCUUAGUGGACGUCGAAAGAGCUAGAACUGUUAAAGGAUGGUUGCCACGAAGGCUCGGCGGAGGUUUGGGAGGAACCAGACGUGGUGGAGCAGAUGUAAACAUUAAGCAUUCUGGUCGUGAAGACAAUGAAAGAGAACGCGAGAGAUACCGACUGGAAAGGGAAAGAGAAGAACGAGGAGGAGGAGUGGUAGGCAGGGACCGGGAGAGAGACCGUGACAGAGGCUUUGAGAGACGACGCUCCCGUUCUAGGGAACGUAGGAGACGUAGCAGAUCCCGUUCACCCAGAAGGGAGAAAAGGCGCAGAAGUAAAGACAAGAUUAAGGACGAUGUUGACGAGUUUGAGACAAGACCCAGAGAAAAAGAUAGAGAAAGGGAUCGCGAUCGCGAUAGGAAAAGAAGGCGAUCUAAAUCAAGAGAUAAGGAUAAGGAGCAACGUAAACGGGAAAGAAGAGAGAGGCGCGACAGAGAAAAGGGCGAAAAACUGGAAUACAUCAAAACUGAUGAUGGUGGGGAAGUUAGGAUCAAAGAAGAACCUGCAGAUGAUUACGAUUACGGCUAUUCUACACAACCUUACGACCAAGCCAAUGUCAAAUUUGAAGAGGAUGAACAAAAGUACCAACCCGAUAAAGACCAUUCGAAUGGUGAUCGGACUUACGAAGAUUAUGAAGAAGGCGAAGCAUAUUAAUCGUACGUGCUUUUCCGUUAUAGCAAAACACAUAAUUUAGGUAAGGUCCCAGUUUGAGCACUGUAUUAAAUUUGAAAUUUAUAGACACUAAACUUAGGCUCUAAGGCGAAGUAUUGUUUUUAGUGCGAACUCGUUUAAGCUUAAAUGCAUUAACCUAAUGUAAUUUUUUAAUUGGUAUUCACUGCUAUUGAUCAUCGAUGUCAAAGCCUACAGGAGACAUUAAUAAAUUCGUCGACCGAACAAUAUGCUUA
Dendroctonus ponderosae (mountain pine beetle) is the source of this 1628-nucleotide messenger RNA. It is a transcript of the gene snRNP-U1-70K, whose product is annotated as U1 small nuclear ribonucleoprotein 70 kDa. The transcript is spliced from 9 exons. NCBI's taxonomy places the organism in Eukaryota, Metazoa, Arthropoda, Insecta, Coleoptera, Curculionidae. Gene Ontology annotation, biological process: mRNA splicing, via spliceosome. Gene Ontology annotation, cellular component: precatalytic spliceosome; U2-type prespliceosome; U1 snRNP. Gene Ontology annotation, molecular function: U1 snRNA binding; mRNA binding. The record is from RefSeq and is a predicted model, not a curated record. The coding region runs from base 175 to 1377 and encodes 400 amino acids.